AUGUCAGAGGGCGAAAUGGACCACAUGCCGCCGCCGCUGCAGUUACCCAAGGAGGGGACGGCCUCACGCGCCAUGACAGGCGACACUCUAGGCCGCGACGAUAUACUCUCACCAACUCUCCCAAAUUCGACAUUUCCCCCUUCAUCAUUUCCGCGCCGCGGCCCGCAGCAUCUUGACGACUACUUCACCGGGCCUCGCGAUCUCGCACGACACUCGAAAUGGCCCGUCUUCCUCCAGAUGCACGGCAGCAUCCUGCCCAAGAUGAUCCUGCCGCUCUUCUUCGUCGGAGCGUGGGCCACGGCUGUUACUGUCAUUUCCGAAACUACCCACAAGCUCGGCGUCAACUCCGUCCUGCUCACGAUUACCGGUUUCGUCGUCGGCCUGGGCCUGUCGUUUCGAAGCUCGACGGCCUACGAGCGGUACCAGGAGGGCCGCAAGUACUGGACGGCCCUCAUCACCUCGUCGCAGGUCCUGGGCCGCAUCUUCUGGAUCCACGCCAAGGACCGCGCCGGGCAGGACUCGCGCGCCGCCAUACUCGACAAGCUCAGCGCCAUGAACCUCCUCGUCGCCUUUGCCGUCUCCCUCAAGCACACGCUGCGCUUCGAGCCAUACACCGACUACGACGACCUGCAGCACCUCAUCGGACACCUCGACACCUUUGCCAAGGCCGCCACCGCGGACGUCGGCGGCAGCAUCGGCACCAGCAGGACCAAGGGUCUCUUCAAGUCGGUCGGCGAGUAUCUCGGUGUUUCGUUUGCCGCCAGCAACCCGCGCAAGUCGCUCAAGCGUGCGACGAGACCGCUCGGCAACCUGCCGCUGGAGAUUAUAAGCCACCUUGCCCUGGCCGUUGACGAGCUCGUUGCCAACCAGCAGCUUGUGGUGCCUAUGCAGCAGACGCUGGCGUACAACAACCUCAAUGCCCUCGGUGACGUCCUGGCUGGCUGCGAGCGCAUCCUCAACACGCCGCUUCCCAUUGCGUACAGCAUCGCCAUAAGCCAAAUCACCUGGGUCUACGUCAUGCUGCUGCCCUUUCAGCUCGUGGGCCUGCUGCACUACGUCGCCAUCCCCGCGACCAUGGCCGCGGCGUACAUCAUCCUGGGUCUGCUGCUGAUUGGCCGCGAGAUUGAGAAUCCCUUUGGCCAGGACGUGAAUGACCUGCCGCUUGAGAGCUUCUGCGAACAAAUCUCAAGCGAGCUGGACAUUAUUGCAUCGUUUGAGAAGAAACCGGUCGUGUCUGUCUUUUACAGCGACCGCAACUUGCCCUUGUAUCCGGUCAGCACAGCACCGGCAAGUGUGUGGAUGCAGCGUAGCGAGCAGAAGCUGCGCCAUACCAUCAGGUCGAAGCCAAACGUGAUUUUCGAUUGGAAAAACGCACGCACAGAGCGCAAGAUCACUGGAGAGAAGAAUGUCUAA
This is a messenger RNA of Akanthomyces muscarius, 1413 nucleotides long. RefSeq lists its product as uncharacterized. The record is from RefSeq and is a predicted model, not a curated record. NCBI's taxonomy places the organism in Eukaryota, Fungi, Ascomycota, Sordariomycetes, Hypocreales, Cordycipitaceae. The transcript has a single exon. Bases 1 to 1413 code for a protein of 470 amino acids. Gene Ontology annotation, molecular function: chloride channel activity.